Rubroshorea leprosula is the source of this 1661-nucleotide messenger RNA. The record is from the annotation of a GenBank genome assembly. NCBI's taxonomy places the organism in Eukaryota, Viridiplantae, Streptophyta, Magnoliopsida, Malvales, Dipterocarpaceae.
CCUCUUCCUCCAAAUGCUACUCUUGCUUAAAUUAUGAGACACUCAGAGGAGGUGGCAAAGAGAUACAAAGCCUUGACCUGCCUUCACUCAGCAGUGAUUGAUGAAAUUUUCAACAGAAUCAUGACUUGUGAGACAGCCAAAGAGGCCUGGGACAAGCUAAAAGUGGAGUUCCAAGGUGAUAACAAGGUAAGAGAAAUGGAGGUUCUCAAUCUGAAAAGAGAGUUCGCACUCAUUAGAAUGAAGGAUACAGAGACAGUGAAGGAGUUCUCCGACCGACUGAUGAAGGUGGUGAACAAGAUAAGAUUGCAAGGGGAAGAACUGUCUGAUAAGGCAGUAGUUGAGAAGGUUUUGGUGAGUCUACUGGAGAAAUUUGAGCACAAGAUCUCAUCCUUGGAGGAUUCCAAAGAUCUGUCUCAAUUCUCCUUGAAUGAAUUAGUCAAUGCUUUGCAAGCUGUGGAGCAAAGAAAGGCUUUGAGGCUUGAAAACAAUGUUGAAGGAGCAUAUUUGGCAACUGAAAGAGAUAAAGUAGUAGCCGAAGAUGAUGAAAACAAGCAGCUCGGUGAUCAAAGAAACCAAGAAAAGGAAGGGUAUCAAAACAACAAAAAGGAGAGCUAUGCAUCUUGCUCUCAUUAUCUGGUUCAGCAAGCCAAAAUUGCAGAAAUUGUUGAAGAGGAAGAGCAUCUAUUUAUGGCUACAAAGACUGGAGAUUGUAGUGCAGCCAUCUUAAGCAGUGACUCUUGGUUGAUUGAUAGUGGUUGUACAAACCACAUGACCCCAAAUGCAGCCAUAUUCAAAAGCCUUGACAGAAAAUACAAUUCAAAAGUCAGACUAGGAAAUGGAGAAUUGAUGGAGGUCAAAGGUAAGGGAGUAGCUGCUGUUGAGACACAAACAGUAGAAGAUGAAUUUGGUUCAAAAAUGUUUACUGUUAGAAUAAAUGAAAGGAGUUUUCCUAUUCAAUGGAAACAAAUUGAAAUUAGUCCAAAGGCUAGUGUUGUUGAUGUGAGCAAAAGCGAGGAAUUUGAUGAAAGUGCAACUUGGAACUGGGAAAGUUCGAAAUUUGUUGCUGCAGAUCAAGUUCUUGUAGCAAAUGAUGAACCAAUAUUUGAUUUUGGGAAUGAUGAAUUUGAGCAAGAGAAUGAUGAUGAAUUUGAUGAUGUUUUUGCUAUUAGAGGGACCAGAACACAAGUUGACAUCUAUGAAAGGUGUAACAUGGUCAUUGAAGAACUUGCAAAUUAUUUAGAAGCUACAAGAUUGAAGGCCGGGAGAAUUACAAUGCAGGAGGAGUUUGCUAUGAAGAGUUGCAAAGCUGUUAAUGAUUCACUGGUUCUCGGAGAAAAAUUCAAAAAUGAAGUUCAAUUAGUUUAUUGCAAUUCAGAGGGGCAGAUAGUUGACAUUUUGUACAAAGGGUUUGCAAAAAUCCAGGUUCAAGCUAUUAAGAGAACAAGUUGGAAUGUGCAGCCUUGAUGUCAAGGAGGAGUGAUGGAAGUUACAUGAAGUAGCUUAGGUGGCAGUAGCAGUAUAUCAGUGCCAUCAAGCUGCCCAAGUUCAGUUUGGUUAAACUGAAACUAACCAAACUGUUUUGUGUCUUUUUCUAGUCAUAUUUCUAGUUGGAGUUAUGUGAUGAUGUGUAUUAUUUUUUAUGAUAAAAUAUUAUUGUAAAA